CUUUCGGCCGCCGAGCAAGUCGACGCAGCAUGGGCGACGUCGUGCGCAUCUUUGGUGGUCGACCGGACCCGCUCGAACGCGGACCGCCCAAGCGCGUCUCGCACUCGGUCGAGAACAUUGGCGAGCACGUCGCUGCGUCCAAGAAGCGGUCGUCCUGGAAGUUCACGCUCGGCGAGGCCGACACGAUCCACGAAGUGACCUUGUUCCACUCGAUCAUGUCCAUGAAGAAGGUAGUCCACUUCGAUGGCCGCGAACAGUACAUGAGCAACACGAUGGCGCCUGGCGACUGGAGCGUCGUGCUCCUUCUCGAGAGCUCGAGCUCGGCCAUGGAGGUGCGCAUCAAUGACAUCGAAGCCGGCGACAUUCCCAAAUACGAUUUCCUCAUUGAUCGCGUGCCGUACCGGCGCAUGGACGUGUAUCGCCGGUCCAAGGCCAAGCCGGCGGCGCAUGUGUUUGGCGCGUCGGCCGGGUACAGCAACGCGCCCGAGCCGCAUCACGCGCCGUCGCACGACGCGGGCCUCCAGCACGGCCACUGGGGUCCGUCGGGUAUGACGCAAGAGACGAACCGACCGCCGUCGCCGCAAGAGUUGCCGUCCAAGCCCAAGCCAGUCGCGCCCCAGCACGAAGUCAAUCUUCUCGACACGUCGGCGCCAGACGUGUCGGUCUCGGCCCAUGCGAUCGUGUUCGAUCCUUUUGUGACGGGAGCGCCACCGGCCAAGUCUGCGGCGCAAGCACCAGCAAGCGCCGACCUCAUGGGUCUCUUCUCGCAGCCAACACCUUCGCAGCAGCAGCCGCAAGUAAUCGGUGGAAGUAGCUUUGGCCAGCAAGGCUUUGGCCAGCCUCCUCAACAAGGCUUUGGCCAGCCUCCUCAGCCAGCCUACGGUCAGCCUCCUCAGCCAGCCUACGGACAGCCUCCUCAGCCAGCCUACGGACAGCCACCUCAGCCAGCCUACGGACAGCCUCCUCAACCGGGCUUUGGCCAGCCACCGGUGGGCAACUUUGCGACGGCGCCGAUGAACAGAGCACCGGCCAUGCAGCAGGGAUACCAAGGGUUUCCUCCUGCGCCAGCCCCGACCCCUGGUUUUGGGUACCCGAAUACUGCGUACCCUCCGGCGCCCUCGCAGCAGGCGUCGGCCUUUGCGUUUAUGCAGGCGCCGCCAGCGCCAGCCGCCUACGCGAAUGCGCCGCGACCGGCCAACUACCGGACGCCGCCGGCCAACUUGAGCAUCUCGAGUCUCAUGGACCCGCAUCACGUCAACAACGCAGCGCCGCGCGGCCCUUCGAACGGGCAGAACAUCAACAUCAAUGCGUUUGCAGGCAUGCGUUGAGGUAGAAGCGAUGCUGGCAGCUAUCACACUAUACCUGGCGUUUCGAUUCAUAACACUAAUCCACCGAGAAAAUACUAAGAGAUGCUACAGCCA
This is a messenger RNA of Saprolegnia diclina VS20, 1421 nucleotides long. RefSeq lists its product as hypothetical. The coding region runs from base 30 to 1328 and encodes 432 amino acids. The record is from RefSeq and is a predicted model, not a curated record. The transcript is spliced from 8 exons. NCBI's taxonomy places the organism in Eukaryota, Oomycota, Saprolegniomycetes, Saprolegniales, Saprolegniaceae.